UGCUACGUAAGGGCUGGAUGCUUCCAUUCUGCGUUAAAAUGCCUGUUUCCUUUUGUGUAACAUCCAGUGACUCUGACCCACUAACCAUGUCUUUCAGCCUCGGGCCACACUUCUGAGGUAACUGCUUCUGAUGGCUGGCAACAAAGGGAGGGGCCGCGCUGCCUACACCUUCAAUAUUGAAGCCGUUGGGUUCGGCAGAGGGGAGAAGUUACCUGAUGUUGUACUGCAGCCGCCACCGCUGUUUCCCGAUAUAGAUUACAAGCCAGUGCCCCUGAAGAUGGGAGAAGAUGAGGAGUACAUGCUGGCCUUGAAGCAGGAGUUGAGAGAAACAGUGAAAAGAAUGCCUUAUUUUAUUGAACCCCCUGAAGAAAAACAAGAUGAUAUUGAAAGGUAUAGUAGAAGAUACAUGAAGAUAUACAAAGAAGCGUGGGUACCAGAUUGGAGAAGACUUCCGAGAGAGAUGAUGCCAAGGAAAAAAUGCAAAAAAGCCGAUCCAAGAUCCAAAGCGGCCAAAGCUGCAGACAGAGGUUCUUCGCUCACUAAUUCUGCAGAUGUGCUGAAAAAGAUUGAGGAAUUGGAAAAGCGAGGCGACGGUGAGAAGUCAGAUGAAGAAAAUGAAGAGAAGGAAGGGAGCAAAGAGAAAAAUAAAGAUGAUGACGACGACGACGAAGACGCAGAGCAGGAGGAGUAUGAUGAAGAGGAGCAAGAGGAGGAAAAUGACUACAUUAACUCCUACUUUGAAGAUGGAGACGAUUUUGGUGCAGACAGUGACGACAACAUGGAUGAAGCAACCUACUAGGCCAUGGAAUUUCUCAACUGUUUUAUGGGUACAGCUUUGAGCGUUUGGUUAGACUUUAUUUCUGACAAGGCCUAAGUCCAUAUUUUCUGUUCGCUGUUUCGUGUGACAAAUUCGUAUCAGACUCUCUCGGAACCACUUUGCGUUCACACAGGCGACCUCGCCCCAGCACCUCU
Molecule: messenger RNA, 972 nt
Organism: Acomys russatus (golden spiny mouse)
Lineage: Eukaryota; Metazoa; Chordata; Mammalia; Rodentia; Muridae
Gene: Polr3g
Product: RNA polymerase III subunit G
Exons: 7
Coding region: 131-799 (222 amino acids)
Biological process (GO): transcription by RNA polymerase III; cell population proliferation
Cellular component (GO): RNA polymerase III complex
Source: RefSeq, a predicted model, not a curated record